GCUGUUGAUACAAGAUACAACUCUCUUUGAGGGAUUGCGCAAAUAUUUCAAUGGUUCUAAGUUUGCUUUUGUCAUGCAUAGGAAUAAUAAUCUUUGCCUGUUCCCAUUCGGUCGUUAUAUUUGGUUCGCUUGCAAAUUGGGCUAGGAUGGAAGUGAACUUUUUGUUGUAUGCGUCGUAUUUGUUCUCAGCUAACCUCCUUUUAAGCGAUCUAUUGGUUGAGCCAAUGUAUGUUAGUUUUUUGCUCGGGUUGGAUCUGGUGUCCUCUAGUGGGACUGUGUAAACUCCUGGUCUUCUGGCUUCGCUGCAUUUGUCCUUGGGAUUAGCCAGAAGUUUAUAAAUCGUAGAAGUGAACUUUUCAAGGGUUGCAUUUAUAUGCCAGAGUAGCUUUACCUUUUUGGUUAUGAAUUUAAAAGCGUGGCUCAUCCUAGGGUCAAAAUCGACUACAAUGUACUUACCUCGCUGCUUUAUAGGUUUGGAAUUGACCGCUUCGGUUGUUAAGCCUCUGUGUAUUUUUUGCGCAAGCCUAUCAAUUAAUUUACAGUUGUAACUGUGGGCUGUGGUGAGGUGCUUGAUGCGCUGGAUUUCUUGUAGUGCGCCCUUAAUGUUAGAGCAACGGGUAAAAGCUCUACUGAUUAGAGCCCUGAAAGCGGAUAUUUUAUAAGUAAAUAGGUCAUUCGAAGUUGCAGGGAUGAAGAAAGAUUGAAGAUUAGGCUUAUGGAAUAUAUUUGUGGUUAUACAACCAUGAUUCAGGAAUAUAUUGAGGUCAAGGAAAUGGGCCAUCCUAUCAUCCUGUUGGUCUAGCUUUAAUUUAAGUCCAAACAGGUUGUUGUUCACAAUCUCCAGUACAGCGUUUAAAUCCGGCUUGGAUCUCCAAAUGAUGAGAAGAUCAUCAGCAUAGCGCGUGUCAAGAAUGAUUUCUGCGUUGAAGGAUUCUAAGACUUUGCUAUCAAAUUUUCUAACAACUAAUUCACAGAGGUCUCCAGAGAGGGGGCUACCCAUUGGAACUCCCCUUCUUUGAAGAUAGAUUUGCUGGUUGAAGGUGAAGAAUGAGGUGUAGCACAUUAGAUGAGCUAGUUCUAAAACGUGCUUGUGGUAUUUAGGCUUGGGUGGAGAGGCUUGGAAGAAGAAAUCCCUAAGGGCACAGAAGAAUGGUUCCAAUUUAAUGGAAGGAUACAUAGCUUCAUUGUAAUAAAUUCCUGAUCCGUAAGAGCAAUAUUUUGUAACUUAGUGAUGAGUUCCCGAGUGCUCGAAACGGUGUAAGUAUAUUCUUUCAAAUGGUUUCUGAGGAGCUGAUGUAAAUCCUUCUCAAUAGGUAGGGUUGGAGAUCUUGAUUUGUCAACAAUCAGCCAGAUUUGCUUGCCUGGUUUAUGGGUUUUAGUAUAGCCGAAUAGCCGCGGAAACUCAGGUGAUUGCAUGGUAGCAGUUCCAAGUUGCAGGUGUUUAGCUAGUGGUGAGUUGGUGAAUCUGGUAACUCUAUUAUGGAGUUUGUCUAACUUGUAAGUAUCCUUCUUCUAUUGUUUGGCAUUCUGUAGAAUCGAUGUAUUCUUUGAGUAGCUUAGUGUAUGUAUGUUUCUUCAUAAGGACAACGUUUCUGCUUUUAUCCACUCUGGGCUUAAAUAUUUAAAAGCUGUGAAAGAUGAUUUUGAAGAAAAAUGGAACAAUGCUUUACCAAAUGAAGGAAAAUUAGAUGAUUUUAUCCAAAUGAAAACAUUAGGAUCAGGUUCCUUUGGUGUUGUAAAACUUGUCAAACAUAAAAAUACUGAAGAAUUUUAUGCUCUUAAAGUUUUAAGUAAGGAAGAGAUUGUAAAACUUAAACAAAUUGAACAUACUCUAAAUGAAAAGAAGAUAUUACAAAGUAUUAGUUUUCCCUUUCUUGUGAAGUUAAUGUUUUCAUUCAAGGAUAAUUCAAAUUUAUAUCUUGCACUAGAAUAUAUUCAAGGAGGAGAAAUGUUUACACAUUUAAGAAAAAGUGUAAAAUUCAGCGAAAAUCAAGCAAAAUUUUAUGCUUCUCAAGUUAUUUUGGCAUUUGAAUUUUUACACUCAUUAGACAUUGCUUACAGAGAUCUAAAACCAGAAAAUAUUCUCAUUGACCAUCUCGGCUAUAUUAAGAUAGCAGAUUUUGGUUUUGCUAAACGUUUCAAAGGUAGAACGUAUACUCUUUGUGGAACACCAGAAUAUAUUGCUCCUGAAAUCAUUCUUGGAAAAGGUUACAAUAAAGCUGUAGAUUGGUGGACUUGCGGUGUAUUAAUUUAUGAAAUGACUGCUGGCUAUCCUCCAUUUUAUGCAGAUAAGCCAAUUAAUAUGUAUGAAAAAAUAGCUGCUGGAAAGUUUCGUAUUCCUCCACAUUUUAGUGGCGAUCUUAAAAAUCUAGUCAAAAAUAUGUUGCAAGUUGAUUUGACAAAACGAUUUGGCAAUUUAAAACACGGCGUUGACGAUAUUAAGAAACACAAAUGGUUUAGUGACGUAAAUUGGAUUGCUGUCUUCCAUAGGAAUGUUCCAGCCCCAUUUGUCCCGAAGUGCAAAAGUCCUGGCGAUUCAAGUUAUUUUACAUCUGCAUUCGACGAGAAAGAUGUAAGAGUAUCGGAGACAGAAAAGUUUACUAAAGAAUUUGCUGACUUUUAAAAAUUAAAAAAUAUAAAUGUAAGGAAUAAAAAUACAUUGUAUAUAAACAUUUGCUAGCUACUUAAACUGAGAGAAAUGUUACAAAAUAAUAUAAGAUUAGACUAAUUUUCAUCUUAAUAUUAGAUCUAUAUAAAUAUAUUUUUAUAUGAAAGGACUGUUAUACUGAAAAAUGAAUCUAAUAUAUAUAAAAAUUAAAA
This is a messenger RNA of Centruroides sculpturatus (bark scorpion), 2820 nucleotides long. Its product is annotated as cAMP-dependent protein kinase catalytic subunit beta-like. The transcript has 10 exons. Gene Ontology annotation, biological process: peptidyl-serine phosphorylation. NCBI's taxonomy places the organism in Eukaryota, Metazoa, Arthropoda, Arachnida, Scorpiones, Buthidae. Gene Ontology annotation, cellular component: nucleus; cAMP-dependent protein kinase complex. The coding region runs from base 1568 to 2623 and encodes 351 amino acids. Gene Ontology annotation, molecular function: ATP binding; cAMP-dependent protein kinase activity. The record is from RefSeq and is a predicted model, not a curated record.